GCCGCUUUGAGCAAAGAUGCCAAUAUCAACACACACAGCAUGGAUCUUCAUAGCCAGACUCUGAUGGCUGCCAAGGCAGCCUGGAAGAGUAUCAAUGUAUAAGUUACUAUGUGAUGUUUAUGUUACUUAUGCUUUUGAUUCUCCCUACCGCUCUUUUUAUAGCUGACUGUUUUUAUUCUAGAGACCAGAUCUGGUACCCUGGAAGAAAUGGAUGCCGUAUGGGUCAUUUCUGCUGCCCGUGGUAUCUCCCUUAUCAAACAAUCUCAACACUUGUCCGAUCUGGUAUUAUUAGAAUUUUUUGGGACUUUAACACGACUCCCGCUGACAUACCACGGUAACCCAGAAAUCACAUCGAUCUAUCCUGUGAUAAUCAUACCAAUGAAGUAUCUGGGAUAACACGAUGCGACUAACCUAGUCUCAUCGUAUCAUGCCCUGAAAAUGAGGGGUAAUGCACGGGCCCGUGUCUUGUUCAGCAUCAUUGGCUCUGCGUCUCGAUCGCAUAAACUGAUAGACAUAUUGCGGAUCUUUUACUGGGCGAUGACAAUAAAGGCCACGCUUCAAACAAUGCACGAUGGACACCGCUAAUUGCAAGGGGCGAUUGAUCUCGAUCCCCGAAAAUGAGCAUUCGUAAUUCUUGUUUUCUCAACCACAGUCUGAGACGAAAAAUGGCGAAAUCAGCCGGAGAAGAUAAAGCAUCAAACACUUCGUCGCAGUCGCGCGACGAUGAGACGCCGCAAGAUGGGUUGAUGAUCUCCGCUGGGUCGCAGCAUCUUCAUCGGAAGCUGCGCGGUCGAGAAGUCCAGCUUUUCGCGGUUGGGGGUGCAAUUGGGACGUCUCUUUUCGUCCAGAUGGGCGCUGUUCUGCCCAAGGGUGGACCGGCGGGACUGUUUCUGGGCUUCAUCGUCUAUGGUACGGUGAUCUUGUGUGUCAAUCAAUGUUUCGCCGAAAUGGUGUGCUACCUGCCCAUACCGUGCCCAUAUGUGCGACUGGCCAGCCACUGGGUUGAUGAAGCGUUCGGGCUGGCUAUGGGAUAUAACUUUUUCUUGAAUAUGGGUAUGUUCCA
This is a messenger RNA of Aspergillus candidus, 1063 nucleotides long. RefSeq lists its product as uncharacterized. The record is from RefSeq and is a predicted model, not a curated record. NCBI's taxonomy places the organism in Eukaryota, Fungi, Ascomycota, Eurotiomycetes, Eurotiales, Aspergillaceae. Bases 114 to 338 code for a protein of 74 amino acids. The transcript has a single exon.